Messenger RNA from Castor canadensis (American beaver), 1935 nucleotides. It is a transcript of the gene Ccdc12, whose product is annotated as coiled-coil domain containing 12. NCBI's taxonomy places the organism in Eukaryota, Metazoa, Chordata, Mammalia, Rodentia, Castoridae. Gene Ontology annotation, cellular component: post-mRNA release spliceosomal complex; U2-type spliceosomal complex. The record is from RefSeq and is a predicted model, not a curated record.
GGGGCUUCCUGCUCUCCUAUUCUCGUCCUUGGAUUGGCUGAGACAUCUUUCUAUUCCUGCGUGACGCCUGACGAGAGAAAAGGGGGUCGCAGGCAAGAUGGAGGCUGCUACGGCCGGUGUGGGCCGCCUAGAGGAAGAGGCGCUGCGCCGAAAGGAACGGCUGAAGGCCCUACGGGAGAAAACCGGGCGCAAGGACAAGGAAGAUGGGGAGCCAAACACCAAGCAGCUCAGAGAAGAGGAGGAGGAAGGCGAGAAGCACAGGGAACUCAGACUGCGGAACUAUGUCCCUGAGGAUGAGGACUUGAAGAGAAGGAGAGUGCCCCAGGCCAAACCUGUUGCAGUGGAAGAAAAGGUGAAGGAGCAGCUGGAGGCUGCCAAGCCAGAACCUGUCAUUGAGGAAGUGGACCUGGCCAACCUGGCACCCCGGAAACCUGAUUGGGACCUCAAGAGAGAUGUGGCCAAGAAGCUGGAGAAGCUAGAAAAGCGGACCCAGAGGGCCAUUGCUGAGCUGAUCCGUGAGCGGCUGAAAGGCCAGGAGGACAGCCUGGCCUCUGCAGUGGAUGCCACCACAGAACAAGAGGCCUGUGACUCCGACUAGGUGCAUCUGGUGUGCUAUCUUCUUGCCAGGCCUGUCCUGAGGGAAGAUGGUCCAUGUCUUUUUGAAAACUAAGCCAGCCCUUGUGAGUCUGAACCUCCAUGGGGUGAGGUCAGUUCUUGUCUUCUGAGGGUCCCUACCACAGAGUGGAGCAGGGCAAGCAACAGCUCUGUGCACAUGCCUGUGUCUGUACAUAUGUAAAUAUUUUGAACUUUUUUUUUAAAUCUCUGGAAAUGGAGACAAGUAAACCCCUUUGUGUGUGUAGCAGAAACUUGUCAAAUGUUUCUUGGCUCCUGGGGUGCUGUGGGUUUGGACUCCCAAGACAGGGUAACACAGGAGUGGUGCUCAAUGUGAAUUACCUGUGAUAGGCCAGACAUGUUGAGGCUGGAGGGGUGGAGAAGGCCUGGGCUGACCUUCUGGGUCUGAGUCCUGUCCCCAUUCAUGGCCAGCAGUGAUCAUCUCAAACCCUUGGAUAACAGAGACUGUCUGAGAUAGGCCUAGGCUAGACAACUGGAAAGACUCCCAUGCUGGUCCUCUGCGGGCCUCCUCACAGUAUGGAGAGAGGAGGAGACUGGGCCUUGGCAAGCCUCCAUGGAGGCCACUCCAGAUCUGAGGACCCUGCACUGUGCUCCUGACUCUGCCCAGCCCCAGCAGCCUCUCUCCCUACUCUACCAUUCAGACUGGACUCUGGCUCCCCAGCACAGGGCCCCCAACAUAAGGGAGAGGGGACCAUUCUGAUAGAGACUAGAUGUGGUAGCUGAGUAUCUGGUGUGGUCUUGGGCCCUGGGCCUCCAAGAUCCUGGCUGGAGGACACUGACCCUCCUCUAUGGAGAUGACUCUCCAGGAUGACUGACUGAUCACAUUAGCUCUGACUCUAGGUACUUCCAGAAAGGUUAUCUUCAGAACUUCACCUUGAGCCUCUUUCCCCUGGUCCUAGUCAGCCACUGUGUUCUUCCCGAAACUCAGUGGCCCAGCUCUGGCAGUCAGUGCUAAAGACUUGAGUCAUGGAGGUAGAGCAUGUGUGUAUACAGAGACCAGGGUAACCAUAAAAUAAAAUAAUAUCCUUUAAAUGAAAAUUAGGCAGAACUAUUUAGCCAGAACUGGCCUUGAACUGGUAAGCUUCCUGCCUCCUCCUAAGUGCUGAUGUUAUAAGCAUGUACCACCAUGCCCUGCCAAACUGUAGGUACUGGGGUUCCAACUAAGGGCUUUCACACUUGCUAAAUAGGAGCUCUACUGCUUGAGCCAUGCCUCCAUCCCAAAUUGUACAUUUUAAAUGAAUGAACUGUAUUCAGUAAGACUUUAAAAAAAAAAAGACAUGAACUUUCUUCUUUAGACUGACG